Molecule: messenger RNA, 1575 nt
Organism: Colletotrichum karsti
Lineage: Eukaryota; Fungi; Ascomycota; Sordariomycetes; Glomerellales; Glomerellaceae
Exons: 2
Coding region: 1-1575 (524 amino acids)
Source: RefSeq, a predicted model, not a curated record
AUGCGAGCUAUCAAUAAUCUUACCGACUUGUGGCAACGGCGCGCAUCCCGGGAAGAGACCGCGCAGGCUGUGCAACCGAAUCAAAUCCCCACACAGCAACAACAAGAGGUGGUGCACGAGGCCACGUCCGACGUUUUGCCAAGGGAGGAAAUUCAGCCAGAUACACCUCUCAGUGAACUCCUCACUUCAUCUGAUCACGAACCGGAAGAAAGACACAACAUAGAGCAAUGGAUCAGUCUCGUCGAGAGAUUGCCAGCGGAUAAUGGCAUCAGAGACGCGAUGCGCUCCGUCAUUCUAGACUCGGAGCAAUACUACCUGUUUUUCAUGGAAUCACCGGCGGACGCGCUGGAGGAAGGCCGGGGUGCGCACACACAAACAACAGAGGAUUACAACGACGAUGCAGAGAGGUUCCUCGCAGAGUGGUGGGCGAUGGCGGAGGAAGCCCUUGAUGUUAGGCAGUGGUUCGUCCUUCAUCAAACACUGCAGGCAUAUUGGAAUAAUCAGGUGGAGGACGUCGUCUUGGUUGCUACCGUCCGACUGUUAUUCGCCCCCGAUAUCAUACUGGACGAACAGUCCAACUACUUCCACCUACACAAGCUGUGGCUGGUCUUCAGGGAGGUAAUAUUCACGGAGCCGGUGUCCCUUGUCAAAUCCUCGCGAGAGACGGGCCCAACUCAAUUCGCACCGAAGGCGACCGUGCCUGAGGACCCUUCAUCACAACUCACGCUCGACGACGAACAGAACCACACGGCCGACAUGACGACGUCAAAAUAUCAGCGCCCUCACCAGCGCCUGGUUCAACUCUUGUUCCUUGCGUCCGCCUCAACCGCAACCAUCAUCAGCAUCGGAGGAACUUCUCUCACCCUCUCAAACUUUCAGCUCAUCACCCAGCUGUCCGUACCUUUGGGUUGUUUACUGGCCUACAACAACCCCAUCCAAGGAUGCACAGCGAACGAUUUCGCAUCCGGCGCGACAUGUUCGGCUUCGUGUAGGCGCGGCCUGUUGCGCAUGCAGGACAACCUCAAGGACGCAUGCCAGGCAGUCCAGGUGCAGACUAACACUCUACUGGGCCAGGCUUUGGCAGGAAACCUCGUUGGUCUCCUCUGCCCAAGCAACCAGCCUCAGCCGACGUCAGCAGCACCAACUCUUAAGCCGAGUUCGACUGUGAUCGUAUCGCCACCAUCUUCGAGUGUCGUGGUAGUGCCGCCACCGCCGCCUCCUCCGCCGGUCACCACCGUACCGACGGUCAUUCCUCCACCGGCGACAACGCCGGUCAUCAUACCACCGUCGAGCCAGUCUCCUGUCAUUCCUCCGUCAAGUACUGCUGCACCGCCUCCCGCUCAACCACCACCACCACCACCACCACCACCACCCUCUCCUCCGCCGGCAGCACCCACCACUGUCGUUACAUCGACCACGACGAACGCAGCGAUGCCUCAGAGCACUGCAACAGCAAGCUCCCCAGUUAAUCCCUUGGAUGCUUUGCUGCUCAGCAAUGAUGCGGGAGCGACAUCGAGACUUUCUACGACAAAUCUUUGUAUCGUUCUCCUCUCGAUUUUGAUCCUCGCGUGGUAG